AUGGCAUGGCUAUCUUUCCUGAAGUCGAAGGACUUUGACCCCACCGAUUUUGAAAAGCAGCUGGAGCUCAUUUCGAGGAAGAUUGCAACGAACGAGAGAGGCCUUUCCAAGGUGAAGUACCAGGAAAGGGCUCUCAAGAGGUUCAUCAAGGUUUACGGGAUCAGUGGAUACAUUGUGUUGAUUUCAUAUGCCUUAUGGAAUGCCAGUCCACGCUGGUAUAACGUCUCGAGAACAAAUCUGGUCUGGUUACUCGUUGUGCCCAUUGUGAUUGUCGGCCUCAUUAAGAGUGUGACAAGGAUCUCUUCCAUUCGUCACAGCCGUAAACAAGCGGAGGUUGAGAGGCUCCAAUUCGAACACGAAUCCAAGAUCGAGGAGUUGAAAGAGAAGACAAAGUUCUCCAGCACACAGGCGUUGCUCUCGAGAUUCGCCGAUGGCAUAGACCUGAGGGCACAGCUAGACGAUGAGAUUCUGGAGAGACAGCAAAAGCUGGAUGAGAUCAAGAAGCAGUCAACUGAACAACAACCGAACAUUAGGGAGAACAAGGGCUGGCUGGACUCGAUCGUAGAUUCCGUGGCGGGAUCGGACGAGCUUGAUGCCGACCAUAGGUUUGCACUGAUAUGUCCUAGAUGUCUGAACCACAAUGGACUUGCACCUCCAGGUCUAUCACCAGAGAAGGUUAGGUAUAUCUGUCCUAGAUGUGGAUUGUUGAACGGUGCACUUGUUGAGGAGAUCUCUGAGGAUAACAACACCCGUGAAGCUGAACCCGUUGUGAAGGGAUUGGAAGAGACAAAGGAAGGAUAA
Molecule: messenger RNA, 801 nt
Organism: Williopsis jadinii
Lineage: Eukaryota; Fungi; Ascomycota; Saccharomycetes; Phaffomycetales; Wickerhamomycetaceae
Gene: LNP1
Product: Lnp1p
Exons: 1
Coding region: 1-801 (266 amino acids)
Biological process (GO): endoplasmic reticulum tubular network organization
Cellular component (GO): endoplasmic reticulum tubular network
Source: RefSeq, a predicted model, not a curated record